This is a messenger RNA of Gigantopelta aegis, 1030 nucleotides long. RefSeq lists its product as uncharacterized. NCBI's taxonomy places the organism in Eukaryota, Metazoa, Mollusca, Gastropoda, Neomphalida, Peltospiridae. The transcript is spliced from 7 exons. Gene Ontology annotation, molecular function: metallopeptidase activity. Bases 96 to 1013 code for a protein of 305 amino acids. The record is from RefSeq and is a predicted model, not a curated record.
GCGGCAUUCAAUGCUAAUUAUAACGUUAAUAGGUUUCCACUUUGUGGCCACUGUUUCGAACCCUGUGAGAUAAGAGAACCGGAAAAUCUUUGGGGAUGUUUACCUUCAGCGUGUUUCUUCUUCUCUGUUCUGUGUUUACAGGUUAUUUCACUUUUGAAAUCUCGCAUUUGAGUCCCUUGGACUAUAAUGUCCUAAAGAACCUACCAUCCCUCUGGAAGUCACUUCCGGCUGGUUUCAAAUACAAAUAUGUCGACGCUUCCGGUGUCAUCCAUAAAUCCAAGCCUUCUGUAAACGCUGUGGAGGUGGCUGCGAGUCCCAGCGUAUCUGGACGAGCUCAUUAUGAUGCGGCGCUGAUAGUUAGUCACAUGAUACGUCACAUGCCAUCAUCAAUCUUCAGUCGGGUCUCAACUCACGGAUCUGUUGGCGUGUUUACCAAGUCGGAGAAACUCACCAUCUACCCGGAAUAUUACCGUUUAGCGAACACACCCGAGUGCCACAACAGGUGUGACGGAAGCUGUAAACGCACUUGCACAUUCGACGGGAGAAAGUACGAGACAAUGGCGGCAGUUGGCGGGAAAAGGGCCGCCAUCUUGGACGAUAACGUCAUGUGUACGUCACGUGACCCUUAUCAUCACCGCGAAAACCUACUGGUGCACGAGUUUGCACACGUGAUCCUGAGUCGAGGACUGAACCAGACCAUGCACAACAAGGUGAAAUCAGCCUACACGCACGCCAAGUCGAAGGCUUUGUGGGCGAGUUCCGCCUACGUGAUGACUAAUUACAACGAGUAUUUCGCCGAGGCGACGGCGGCGUGGUACAACGUCAUUCACCGUAACAGCGCUGGAGGAAUGAACAAGUGUGGAACUUCACACCAUUGCCCAUCUGCAUCACAAGCCAGGGCUUACAUACACAAACACGACCCACGGCUGUACGACAUCCUCAACUACGUCUACAACAACGGCAAUGUGAACCUACCAGGAGGAAUAACCACGUGCAUAGAAGACAAGAAAUAAAUUUAAUGAUUAUUGUG